Messenger RNA from Closterium sp. NIES-65, 846 nucleotides. The record is from the annotation of a GenBank genome assembly. NCBI's taxonomy places the organism in Eukaryota, Viridiplantae, Streptophyta, Zygnematophyceae, Desmidiales, Closteriaceae.
AUGGCGAAUAGCGAAGAUGUUAUCGUGCCAGCGGACCUGGAAGAUGACGUUGCUGGGUCAGCAUCGGCGUUGCGCGUGUCGCCAUGGUGCGCGCCGUGGCUGUGGUCGGCGGUUAAGGUGGUGCUGCUCGUGCUGCUCUGGCACACCUUCAGCACGGCGCUCUCCCUUGGUGCCCACGGCAGUGGCCACAUCGCUUCACAUUGCCCUCUCCAGCUUCUCCCUCGCGCUCGUCACCCGCACCUUCUACUCCAUGUGGUGGGGGAGACGGAGUUUGAGCUGCUGGGCUUCAUCUUCGUCAUGCUGGCCUCAUUCAUGGCGGGUCUCCGAUGGGUGCUGCUGCAAGUGCUCCUCCAGCCCCAGCUCCACAGUGCCUGUGUGCUGUGCUUGCUCUCCCACACGCCACAAUCCUCCGGUUUCUCACCCUUCCUCGCAUAUUUGCUAUGGUCACGCCAUCCUCAUGCCACUAUCUCCUUUCCAGUCCUCCUAGUUCCCCUUGCCUCCCACCAACCGCAAGUCCGCCCUCCCUCUACCCCAACAGGCCUGACCAACCCGCUGCUCACGUUGCUGCAGUAUCUGGCGCCCGUGAUGGCGCUUGUGUGCGGCAUCUUCUCGCUGCUGCACGAGCCGUGGUCCUCGCUCGCCUCCUUGCCCUACUUUGACACGUGGCCUCACUCCCUCUGGACCCUCGCCGUCAUGCCCGUGGGGGGCGUCCUCGCCUUCUGCAUGGUGGGCUGUCGCGCAACAAGGCACGUGAGUCUGAAGGCCAUCGGGUGCACGCGCUCAGUGAUGAGCUCCUCCCUCACCACCCGGGGGCAGGCCCUCGGACCAACUCUAGCUGCCUUUUGA